AUGGGAAGUUCCAGAAAUGAAAAGUUACAUAAUUUAGAGGAAGAUGCAAAAUCAUCAUUUCCAUAUCUUGCUUCCGAUGAGAAGUCUUCUACUAUAAGAAACCCCGAAAAACUAGAAUAUACUAAAGGCACAAAUGAACCUAAAUCACAGACUAAACCAUGGGUUCAUUUUGUAGCGGGUGGAAUAGGUGGUAUGGUUGGAGCGGUAGCCACUUGUCCAUUAGACGUUGUUAAAACAAGGUUACAAUCUGACGUCUAUCAUUCCACAUAUAAUAAAACUCCGAAAUCUUCGAAUCCAGUCAUUAAAGCAGCACAGCAUUUCAAAGAAACUGGUACUGUUAUUAGAGGUUUGUAUGCCAAUGAAGGUACUAGAGCAUUAUUCAAAGGGUUGGGACCAAAUUUGGUAGGUGUAAUUCCUGCGAGAUCUAUAAAUUUCUUCACGUACGGUGCCACGAAGGAUUUCAUUUCUUCUAAUUUCAACAACGGUCAAGAAGAGACUUGGAUCCAUUUGGUGUCUGGUAUCAAUGCAGGGUUUGUAACUUCUACCGCCACGAACCCCAUUUGGUUAAUUAAAACAAGAUUGCAGUUAGACAAGACUAAAGGGAAGCACUAUAAAAAUUCAUGGGAUUGCUUCAAGAAUGUGAUAAGACAUGAGGGUAUUAAAGGCCUUUAUAAAGGUUUAAGUGCAUCUUACUUAGGUGGUGUUGAAUCUACAUUACAAUGGGUUCUCUAUGAAGAGAUGAAAUCUAUUAUCAAUAAACGUUCUAUUGAGGCCCAUGGAUUAAGGGCUGAGAAUAAAACUACAAAAGAUUAUGUUUUGGAAUGGUCAGCAAGAUCAGGUGCAGCCGGCGCUGCAAAGUUUAUUGCAUCGUUGAUAACAUAUCCACAUGAGGUUGUUAGAACUCGUUUGAGACAGGCUCCAUUAGAAUCUACUGGUAAACCGAAAUAUACAGGCUUGAUACAAUGUUUCAAAUUAGUUAUUAAGGAAGAAGGUCUUGCAAGUAUAUAUGGUGGUUUGACACCUCAUUUAUUGAGAACCGUUCCUAAUUCUAUAAUUAUGUUUGGUACUUGGGAAAUUGUCGUGAGAUUGUUAUCCUAA
This is a messenger RNA of Debaryomyces tyrocola, 1098 nucleotides long. Lineage: Eukaryota; Fungi; Ascomycota; Pichiomycetes; Serinales; Debaryomycetaceae. The record is from the annotation of a GenBank genome assembly.